This is a messenger RNA of Chenopodium quinoa (quinoa), 1012 nucleotides long. RefSeq names its product cold shock domain-containing protein 3-like. The coding region runs from base 94 to 762 and encodes 222 amino acids. The record is from RefSeq and is a predicted model, not a curated record. Gene Ontology annotation, molecular function: zinc ion binding; nucleic acid binding. The transcript has a single exon. Lineage: Eukaryota; Viridiplantae; Streptophyta; Magnoliopsida; Caryophyllales; Amaranthaceae.
UAUAUACUGAAACCAACCCGAAUCAAUUCUCUCUCAUCGCACCCAAAAAAAUCUCGUAAUUCUAGGGUUAGGGUUUUCUUCUUCUCUUCAACAAUGGCGCUUGAAGAUCGAUCUCGAGGUGUUGUACGAUGGUUCAGCGAUAGCAAGGGUUAUGGCUUCAUUACUCCUGAGGAUGAAGGUGAAGAGCUUUUCGUUCAUCAUUCUUCGAUCAAAUCUGAAGGUUAUCGUACUUUAACUGAAGGUGCAACCGUCGAAUUCACCUUCGCUGUUGGCUCUGAUAACAAGCCGAAAGCCGUCGAUGUUACUGGACCUGACGGUGCUUCCAUCGUUCCUCCUUCCUCCGGUGGUCGCCGAUCAAACGGCGGCGGCGGCGGUGGUGGAGGUGGUGGUUUUAAUGGCGGUUGGCAGAGAAACAGCAAUUCUGAUGGUGGAAGGUGUUACAAUUGUGGUGGACCUGGUCAUCUUGCUCGUGAUUGUCAACAGAAUUACGGUGGUGGAUACGGUGGUGGUGGUGGUGGGAAUUGCUACAAUUGUGGACGACCCGGGCAUUUCGCCCGAGAAUGCCGAGGCGGAAGUGGCAGUGGAGGAGGUGGUGGUGGUGAUGGGGCGUGUUUUAAUUGUGGCGGGUUCGGACACAUGGCUCGGGAUUGUCGUCAGGAGAGUGCCAGGUCUGUCGGGAGAUCGGGCGGCGGCGGUGGUGGUAAUUGCUAUAGUUGUGGGAAACCAGGGCAUAUUGCUAGGGAAUGCACUAACGCGGAUUAGAGAAACGUACAGUGUUAUCUCUUCUCUUGAUUUAGUCUCUAGUUUCGUAUAAAAAAUACUUAUAUCUACUAUCAUAAUUUUUUGUUAUGUUAUGCUAUGCUAGUAUUGUUUUCCCCCUGUUUUUCGGUUGGUUAUACAUAGGAUAACUUUGAGUGGGAAAAUGUUGAUAUCCUAGUUACUAGAGUUUUCGAUGACAUUAAUGUUUUGCGGGUUGUUUGCGGAUGGUAUACAUAAUCUUUUGGUUAUUUCA